Molecule: messenger RNA, 8556 nt
Organism: Peromyscus maniculatus bairdii (prairie deer mouse)
Lineage: Eukaryota; Metazoa; Chordata; Mammalia; Rodentia; Cricetidae
Source: RefSeq, a predicted model, not a curated record
CCAAGCCAAUUCUCCUUUGCAGCAAAAAAAAAAAUUACAUGUAUAUAUUAUUAAGAUAAUAUAUACAUCUGAUUUUAUUUUUUACAAAAAGUUUAUUUUGCUCCAUUUUUGAAAAAAGAAGGAGCGUGGGUGGCAGGCGGUUUUUAUAAAUUAUCCUUAUUUUUGGUUAUUUGUCUCUGUCCUUCCCCACCCCCUGCUGAAGCGAAAAUAAGGGCAGGGACCGCGGCUCCUACCUAUCCGUAACCCCCUUACCCGUUCCUCCCCCUCCCUAACGCUGAGCAUAGUGCCCUGCACACAGUAGGCACUCAAUAAAUGUUCGUGGAUGAUGAUGAUGAUGAUGAUGAAAAAAAUGCAGCAUCAACGGCAGCAGCAAGAGGACCACGCGAACGAGGCAAACUAUGCAAGAGGCACCAGACUCCCGAUUUCUGGUGAAGGACCAACUUCUCAGCCGAACAGCUCCAAGCAAACGGUCCUGUCUUGGCAAGCUGCAAUCGAUGCUGCUAGACAGGCCAAGGCCGCCCAGACCAUGAGCACCUCUGCACCGCCACCUGUAGGAUCCCUGUCCCAAAGAAAACGUCAGCAAUACGCCAAGAGCAAAAAACAGGGUAACUCGUCCAACAGCCGGCCUGCCCGCGCCCUUUUCUGUUUAUCGCUCAAUAACCCCAUCCGAAGAGCCUGCAUUAGUAUAGUGGAGUGGAAACCAUUUGACAUAUUUAUAUUAUUGGCUAUUUUUGCCAAUUGUGUGGCCUUAGCUAUUUACAUCCCAUUCCCUGAAGAUGAUUCUAAUUCAACAAAUCAUAACUUGGAAAAAGUAGAAUAUGCCUUCCUGAUUAUUUUUACAGUGGAGACAUUUCUGAAGAUUAUAGCAUAUGGAUUGUUGCUGCACCCUAACGCUUAUGUUAGGAAUGGAUGGAAUUUACUGGAUUUUGUUAUAGUAAUAGUAGGAUUGUUUAGUGUAAUUUUGGAACAAUUAACCAAAGAAACAGAAGGCGGGAACCACUCCAGUGGCAAAUCAGGAGGCUUUGAUGUCAAGGCCCUCCGUGCCUUCCGAGUGUUAAGACCACUUCGACUUGUAUCAGGAGUGCCCAGUUUACAAGUUGUUCUGAACUCCAUUAUAAAAGCCAUGGUCCCCCUCCUUCACAUAGCCCUUUUGGUAUUAUUUGUAAUUAUCAUCUAUGCUAUUAUAGGAUUGGAACUUUUUAUUGGAAAAAUGCACAAAACAUGUUUUUUUGCUGACUCAGAUAUCGUAGCUGAAGAGGACCCAGCUCCAUGUGCGUUCUCAGGGAAUGGACGCCAGUGUACCGCCAAUGGCACGGAGUGUAGGAGUGGCUGGGUUGGCCCCAAUGGAGGCAUCACUAACUUUGAUAACUUUGCCUUUGCCAUGCUCACUGUGUUCCAGUGCAUCACCAUGGAGGGCUGGACAGACGUGCUCUACUGGGUAAAUGAUGCGAUAGGAUGGGAAUGGCCAUGGGUGUAUUUUGUUAGUCUGAUCAUCCUUGGCUCAUUUUUCGUCCUUAACCUGGUUCUUGGUGUCCUUAGUGGAGAAUUCUCCAAGGAAAGAGAGAAGGCUAAAGCGCGGGGAGAUUUCCAGAAGCUUCGGGAGAAGCAGCAGCUGGAAGAGGAUCUCAAGGGCUACUUGGAUUGGAUCACCCAAGCAGAAGACAUAGAUCCUGAGAACGAAGAGGAGGGUGGAGAGGAAGGCAAACGAAACACCAGCAUGCCCACCAGUGAGACUGAAUCUGUGAACACAGAGAACGUAAGUGGUGAAGGCGAGGCCCGGGGAUGCUGUGGAAGUCUCUGGUGCUGGUGGAAGAGAAGAGGAGCGGCCAAGACUGGGCCCUCUGGGUUUCGGCGGUGGGGUCAGGCUAUCUCGAAAUCCAAACUCAGCCGACGCUGGCGUCGCUGGAACCGAUUCAAUCGCAGGAGAUGCAGGGCUGCCGUGAAAUCCGUCACGUUUUACUGGCUGGUCAUUGUCCUGGUGUUUCUCAACACUUUAACUAUUUCCUCUGAGCACUACAAUCAGCCAGACUGGCUGACACAGAUUCAAGAUACUGCAAACAAAGUCCUGUUGGCGCUGUUCACCUGUGAGAUGCUGGUGAAGAUGUACAGCUUGGGCCUCCAGGCGUACUUCGUCUCUCUCUUCAACCGCUUUGACUGCUUUGUGGUGUGUGGGGGGAUCACCGAGACCAUUCUGGUGGAGCUGGAGCUCAUGUCCCCUCUGGGGGUCUCCGUGUUCCGGUGUGUGCGCCUCCUGAGGAUCUUCAAAGUGACCAGGCACUGGACCUCCCUGAGCAACCUUGUGGCAUCCUUGUUGAACUCCAUGAAGUCCAUUGCUUCGCUGCUGUUGCUGCUCUUCCUCUUCAUCAUUAUCUUCUCCUUGCUGGGCAUGCAGCUGUUUGGUGGGAAGUUUAAUUUCGACGAAACCCAAACCAAGCGAAGCACCUUCGACAACUUCCCCCAAGCGCUCCUGACUGUGUUCCAGAUCCUGACAGGCGAAGACUGGAAUGCGGUGAUGUACGAUGGCAUCAUGGCCUAUGGAGGCCCAUCCUCCUCCGGGAUGAUUGUCUGCAUCUAUUUCAUCAUCCUUUUCAUCUGUGGCAACUAUAUCCUACUGAAUGUCUUCUUGGCCAUCGCUGUAGACAAUUUGGCUGAUGCUGAAAGUUUGAACACUGCUCAGAAAGAGGAAGCUGAAGAAAAAGAAAGGAAAAAAAUUGCCAGGACUCAGCCAUGCUUCCCGAGGGUGCUAGGACUCAGCCAUGCUUCCCGAGGGGUUACAAUUGAUGAUUAUCAGGAAGAGACGGAAGACAAGGACCCUUACCCGCCCUGUGAUGUGCCAGUAGGUGAAGAGGAAGAGGAGGAGGAGGAGGAGGAGCCUGAGGUUCCUGCUGGUCCCCGCCCUCGCAGAAUCUCAGAGUUGAACAUGAAGGAGAAAAUUGCGCCCAUCCCCGAAGGAAGUGCUUUCUUCAUUCUUAGCAAGACCAACCCGAUCCGUGUGGGCUGCCACAAGCUCAUCAACCACCACAUCUUCACCAACCUUAUCCUGGUCUUCAUCAUGCUGAGCAGCGCCGCCCUGGCCGCCGAAGAUCCCAUCCGCAGCCACUCCUUCCGGAACACGAUACUGGGUUACUUUGACUAUGCUUUCACAGCCAUCUUUACGGUUGAGAUCCUGUUAAAGAUGACGACGUUUGGGGCUUUCCUACAUAAAGGGGCUUUCUGCAGGAACUACUUCAACUUGCUGGACAUGCUGGUUGUUGGAGUGUCUCUGGUGUCGUUUGGGAUUCAAUCCAGCGCCAUCUCCGUGGUGAAGAUUCUCAGGGUCUUGAGGGUCUUGAGGCCCCUCAGAGCAAUCAACAGAGCAAAAGGGCUUAAGCACGUUGUCCAGUGUGUCUUUGUGGCCAUCCGAACCAUCGGCAACAUCAUGAUCGUCACCACCCUGCUCCAGUUCAUGUUUGCAUGCAUUGGGGUCCAGUUGUUCAAGGGGAAGUUCUAUCGAUGCACAGACGAAGCCAAAAGUAACCCUGAAGAAUGCAGGGGGCUUUUCAUUCUUUAUAAGGAUGGGGAUGUCGACAGUCCUGUGGUCCGUGAGAGGAUCUGGCAGAACAGUGAUUUCAAUUUUGAUAAUGUCCUUUCAGCCAUGAUGGCACUCUUCACAGUCUCAACUUUUGAGGGCUGGCCUGCGUUGCUGUAUAAAGCCAUUGACUCGAACGGAGAGAAUGUUGGUCCAGUCUACAACUACCGUGUGGAGAUCUCCAUCUUCUUCAUCAUCUAUAUCAUCAUUGUUGCCUUCUUCAUGAUGAACAUCUUUGUGGGCUUCGUCAUCGUCACCUUCCAGGAACAAGGAGAAAAAGAGUAUAAGAACUGUGAGCUCGACAAAAAUCAGCGCCAGUGUGUUGAAUAUGCCUUGAAAGCUCGCCCCUUAAGGAGGUACAUCCCCAAGAACCCCUACCAGUACAAGUUCUGGUACGUGGUGAACUCCUCGCCUUUUGAAUACAUGAUGUUCGUCCUCAUCAUGCUCAACACACUCUGCCUGGCCAUGCAGCACUACGAGCAGUCCAAGAUGUUCAAUGAUGCCAUGGACAUUCUGAACAUGGUCUUCACGGGGGUAUUCACUGUUGAGAUGGUUUUGAAAGUCAUCGCGUUUAAGCCCAAGGGGUAUUUUAGUGACGCCUGGAACACGUUUGACUCCCUCAUCGUAAUCGGCAGCAUUAUAGACGUGGCCCUCAGCGAAGCCGACCCAACUGAAAGUGAAAGUGUCCCUCUCCCAACUGCUACACCUGGGAACUCUGAAGAGAGCAAUAGAAUCUCCAUCACCUUUUUCCGUCUUUUCCGAGUGAUGCGCUUGGUGAAGCUUCUCAGCAGGGGGGAAGGCAUCCGGACUCUGCUGUGGACUUUCAUCAAGUCCUUUCAGGCACUCCCAUAUGUCGCCCUCCUCAUUGCCAUGCUCUUCUUCAUCUAUGCAGUCAUUGGCAUGCAGAUGUUUGGGAAAGUUGCCAUGAGAGAUAACAACCAGAUCAAUAGGAACAACAACUUCCAGACGUUUCCACAGGCAGUGCUGCUGCUCUUCAGGUGUGCCACCGGGGAAGCCUGGCAGGAGAUCAUGCUUGCCUGCCUCCCUGGGAAGCUGUGUGACCCGGACUCAGAUUACAACCCGGGAGAGGAAUACACUUGUGGGAGCAACUUUGCCAUUGUGUAUUUCAUCAGCUUUUACAUGCUCUGCGCGUUCCUGAUCAUCAACCUCUUCGUGGCUGUUAUCAUGGACAAUUUUGACUACCUGACCCGGGACUGGUCUAUUCUGGGGCCCCACCACUUGGAUGAAUUCAAAAGGAUAUGGUCAGAAUAUGACCCCGAAGCAAAGGGAAGGAUAAAACACCUUGAUGUGGUCACUCUGCUCCGACGAAUCCAGCCUCCUCUGGGGUUCGGGAAGUUAUGUCCACACCGAGUAGCGUGUAAGAGAUUAGUUGCCAUGAACAUGCCUCUCAACAGUGACGGGACAGUCAUGUUCAACGCCACCCUGUUUGCUUUGGUCCGCACGGCUCUCAAGAUCAAGACCGAAGGGAACCUGGAGCAAGCUAAUGAAGAACUCCGAGCUGUGAUAAAGAAAAUCUGGAAGAAGACAAGCAUGAAGCUCCUCGACCAAGUUGUUCCCCCAGCUGGUGAUGAUGAGGUAACCGUGGGGAAGUUCUAUGCCACUUUCCUGAUACAGGACUACUUUAGGAAAUUCAAGAAACGGAAAGAACAAGGACUGGUGGGCAAGUACCCCGCGAAGAACACCACAAUUGCCCUACAGGCGGGAUUAAGGACUCUGCAUGACAUUGGGCCAGAAAUCCGGCGUGCUAUCUCCUGUGACUUGCAAGAUGACGACCCAGAAGAAUCAAAAGCAGACGAAGACGAUGUAUUCAAAAGAAAUGGUGCCCUGCUUGGAAACCAUGUCAAUCAUGUUAAUAGUGAUAGGAGAGAUUCCCUUCAGCAGACCAAUACCACCCACCGUCCCCUGCAUGUCCAAAGGCCUUCAAUUCCACCUGCAAGUGAUACUGAGAAACCGCUGUUUCCUCCAGCAGGAAAUUCGGUGUGUCAUAACCAUCAUAACCAUAAUUCCAUAGGGAAGCAAGUUCCCACCUCAACAAAUGCCAAUCUCAAUAAUGCCAAUAUGUCCAAAGCUGCCCACGGAAAGCGGCCCAGCAUUGGGAACCUUGAGCAUGUGUCUGAAAAUGGGCAUUACUCCUACAAGCAUGAUCGAGAGCUUCAAAGAAGGUCCAGUAUUAAAAGAACCCGCUAUUAUGAAACUUACAUUCGGUCUGAGUCAGGAGAUGAACAGCUUCCAACGAUUUGCCGAGAAGACCCCGAGACACCUGGCUACUUUAGAGACCCCUACUGCUUGGGGGAGCAGGAGUAUUUCAGUAGUGAGGAGUGUUGUGAGGACAACAGCUCUCCCACUUGGAGCAGACAAAACUACAACUAUUACAACAGGUACCCAGGCAGCUCCAUGGACUUUGAGAGGCCCCGAGGCUACCAUCACCCCCAAGGCUGCUUAGAAGACGAUGACUCACCCACUGGCUAUGACUCACGGAGAUCUCCGAGGAGACGCCUUCUACCUCCCACCCCACCAUCCCACCGGAGGUCGUCCUUCAACUUCGAGUGUCUGCGAAGGCAAAGCAGCCAAGAAGACAUCCUUCCGUCGCCUGCCCUGCCUCACCGGGCCGCCCUGCCCCUGCACCUGAUGCAGCAGCAGAUCAUGGCCGUAGCAGGCCUCGACUCCAGUAAAGCCCAGAAGUACUCUCCGAGCCACUCCACCCGGUCAUGGGCCACCCCGCCCGCCACCCCUCCAUACCGGGACUGGACCCCAUGCUACACUCCCCUGAUCCAGGUGGACCGCUCAGAGUCUCUGGACCAGGUCAACGGCAGCCUGCCAUCUCUGCACCGCAGUUCCUGGUACACAGAUGAGCCCGACAUCUCCUAUAGGACUUUCACACCAGCCAGCCUGACCGUCCCCAGCAGCUUCCGGAACAAAAACAGUGACAAGCAAAGGAGCGCAGACAGCCUGGUGGAAGCGGUCCUGAUAUCCGAAGGCUUAGGACGCUACGCAAGGGACCCAAAAUUUGUGUCAGCAACAAAACAUGAAAUUGCCGAUGCCUGUGACCUAACCAUUGACGAGAUGGAGAGUGCGGCAAGCACUCUGCUCAAUGGCAGUGUGUGUCCUCGAGCCAAUGGGGACAUGGGCCCCAUCUCACACCGCCAGGACUAUGAACUCCAGGACUUUGGUCCCGGCUACAGUGAUGAGGAGCCAGACCCUGGGAGAGAGGAAGAGGACCUGGCAGAUGAAAUGAUCUGCAUCACCACCUUGUAGCCCAGUGAGGGCAGGCUGGCUUCAGCCUGAGACGGGCACCGGAGGGCCAGGGAUAAAGUGCCUCAUGGUUAGGAAAGUUUAGGCACUAGUUGGGAGAAAAUGCUCAAUUAGACUUUUGUACAAGUGAUAUCACGCCCCCCCCCCCCCCAAGGAAGCCAUAACCUGGUAGGAACAGGUUCUGAGUGGCCAAGCAUGUGGUAUGCCACAUACUCAGGCCCAGCCUCAGAAGACAGUAUGUCUGGCCCCUCGAGAGGAUGGGUGAGGAGGGCAGCCUGGCCUGCACAGGGGCCCGAAGGUCUGCCCAGGGCACAUGACAGAGAGGUUAGAGGUGAUGGCAGUCACCACAUCUGUGUCAUGAGCCCGGCCAUCAGUCUAGCACAUCAGACACUCACUGGGCCCGUCAUUCUCCAUCUCUGAACCCCCUCCCCCAACACACCGCUUCCUGAUUCCCGUGCAGCUGUUCUGAACAGUCCACACCAGAACUCAGCCACGAGUGGUCAUAGAGAGGGGAGGGGACCGGACAGACACGGCUUUGUCAUGCGACGCCAGUUUACGUAAGAGAGCAUCACUCAGAUGGUCAGUUCUGUCACCUAAGGGCAACCGUAAACUGGAGAGUAACACACUUGCAAACCAGGUAAACUUAGAUACGUUAGUUUGUUUAAAAAUUAUAGAUUUACUGUACAUGACUUGUAAUAUACAAUUUGUAUUUGUAAAGAGAUGGUCUAUAUUUUGUAAUUAUCGUACCGUAUUUGAACUGCAGCAAUAUCCAUGGGUCGGUCCUAAACAAUUGUAGUUUCCCACCAAAACCUAGAAAUUAUUAGUAUUUUUACUUGGGCUAAACAGAACUAGGAGAAUUAGAGCCAAUUCUCACGUAUUCAGUAAAAGAAUCUUUUGGGGAUAAACUUUUGAGUUCCGAGAAAUCUUGACCACUUCAGAAAUUUUUCUAAAAUAUUUUGAGUCACUAUAAACCUAUCUUUACAUAAGAUAUCAAGAUGACUAUUUGCAGUCUUUUCUUUGGGUCCUAUGAUUUUAUAUUGUACCUCUUACCUACAUGGGUUGCAACUGUCUUUGGUUUGGUUUCACUUUAAUAAUCCCCUUUAUAAUCAGUUAGUUACAAAGCAGGGGCAUCCACUGGUCUGGCUUCCUCAGCUGCCCAUGCAGGAUGCUUCCGGUCUCUGAUGCGGAAGUGACCCGACGGGAGAACCACAGGCAUCUGCUCACAUCCCCAGGGAUGCUUCUCUUAAGAGGAGGUACUGGCAUGGCGGAAGAGAGGAGCGCUGUGUGACCUGGGAGUGUGGGGUCUGUACGGGGUCUCCUGUGGCCGUGCGCAGCUGCGGUGCAGCGCGUUCUUUAAGAGCCGCCAUACGCAACUGGACGAGGGCUGAGAUGGCCAUGAGAACACACUCAACUGUCAAGGUUCCCAGCCUGUCAACAGUCACGUGACACCACCCCAUCAUUUCGCUAAGGAUUAUCUGCAAUCAAAAAUACAGGUAGCAGUUUGGGUUCAAAAUUUUUAACUAGUACACAGACAACCUGUGGAAAAAAACUUUUUUUUUCUUUUUGUAAAUAACACUUUUGUUACAAAGACCUCACAAACCUCUUCCUAGGACAUUCUUACUCCAGAUGCAGGCAAAAACACUUCAAGGUUUGUAAAUGACUAUUUCCUGACAUAAAGCCUUUUUUUUUAUUAAAAUGCAAAAUGUUCUUCAGAA